Molecule: messenger RNA, 315 nt
Organism: Sphaeroforma arctica JP610
Lineage: Eukaryota; Ichthyosporea; Ichthyophonida
Exons: 1
Coding region: 1-315 (104 amino acids)
Biological process (GO): regulation of translational initiation
Cellular component (GO): eukaryotic translation initiation factor 3 complex; cytoplasm
Molecular function (GO): translation initiation factor activity; ribosome binding
Source: RefSeq, a predicted model, not a curated record
AUGUUGGAUCUUUCAAAUAAGUCCGUGGAUGACAUCCCCGCUGUUUUGGCCACACUCGAUCGAUUCAAUCCCGAUAUAUUGCCUGUGUUGCACAAGUAUAUCCAAACCAAGGAGUACAACUUAGAAGCUAAUAUUGCAGCACUAAAGAUAUAUCAAUUCAACCCAGAGACAUAUGACAGAAAUAUGACGCUCACAAUUCUACUCAAGUCCAUCAUGAAUCUGCCAGGAUCUGAUUUCCACCUCUGCCAAUGUUUGAUGAGUGAAGCGCAACUUCAGGUACGAGACAACCCAUCGUGUAUGUACGUAUUGAAUUAA